Molecule: messenger RNA, 765 nt
Organism: Morus notabilis
Lineage: Eukaryota; Viridiplantae; Streptophyta; Magnoliopsida; Rosales; Moraceae
Product: desiccation-related protein PCC13-62
Exons: 4
Coding region: 1-741 (246 amino acids)
Source: RefSeq, a predicted model, not a curated record
AUGGUAGCCCGUUGGGUUACCGGUUUGGAACUUAGGAUUUCAUUGAAUAUGCUGGAAUUCGUAGUAGGGUUUUUGCUAGGUUGUGAACUUCUUGAUCUGGUUAUUCAUGAACAAUGGCCAAAUAUUAUUGCCUCAUCAUAUUUGCAUGCUUUUCUUUUUGUUCUCUCAUUUGAACUGAUUCUCGUCUGGGGAUCAGCUCCUGAUAAAUGCAGUCCAAUUGUUGCCAGCGAUUCUGAUCUGAUUGAAUUUGCUCUCAACCUUGAAUUCUUCGAGGCUGAGUUUUUGUUGCAUGGAGCACUUGGUAAAGGGCUGGACUCUCUAAAUUCAUCAUUGGCCCAAGGAGGCCCGCCUCCAAUUGGUGCUCGGAAGGCCAAUCUGGACCCACUUGUCCAUAGAAUCAUCGAGGAAUUUGGUUACCAGGAAUUUGGUAAAAUUGCGUGCAGGGCCAUUGUUAGUAGGACAAGAGGGAUUCCGAGGCCUUUGCUGAAUCUCAGCUCUGAGAGUUUCGCAAGAAUUUCCGACCAAGCAGUUGGUUUCAAUCUGAGACCUUCAUUUGGCCCAUAUGCGAAUACACUCAACUAUCUCUUAGCAGCCUAUACAAUCCCGUACGUUGGGCUAUCAGGCUAUGUUGGCACCAUCCCACGCCUUUUUCUUCCUUCUUCCCGGAGUUUGGUUGCUUCACUUCUAGGGGUGGAAUCAGGCCGGGACGCAGUCACCUGCGGAGCCAGAAUUUUAAUUUAAGGGGCCUGUACUAAAUAUGUAAAA